AUGGAUUGUCCGUCGCAUCAUCCCCCGCCUCCGCCUGAUGAGUUGUUCGACAUUGACACUACAGUUGAUCCUACCUUCAUAAUCUCACUGAUAAGGAAGCUCCUUCCAGUAGAUUCUGGCAGUGGUCAAAGAACUCAGAUAAAGCAUAAUCCUCGUAUGGAUCCCAACAAUGCGGUUCAAGGUGUUGUAGAGAGCAUGGACAUUGGUGAUGAUAACCAUAACGAAUCCACUUCACAGGAGAAGGACAAGGCAUGGGAAGAUCAUGGUUGCGUUUUGUGGGACCUUGCUGCCAGUACAACCCAUGCUGAGCUUAUGGUACAGAACCUAAUAUUACAAGUGCUUCACGCAAACCUUCUCGUCACAACAUCUUCCCAUAUUCGAGAAAUAUGUCUCGGGAUUAUUGGAAACCUUGCUUGCCAUGAAGGUCUGCUGAAACACAUUGAGUCUACAUCUGGACUAGUCAAUAUACUUGUGGGGCAGUUGUUUCUUGAUGACACUCAAUGCCUAUGUGAACUUUGCAGGAUACUCACCACAGGUCUCUAUGGAGCUGGAUGCACUUUAUGGGCCGAGUGUUUUCAGUCUGAUGAUAUACUUCGCCGUGGUUUGUGGAUUGCGGAAAACACCUUGAAUCCUCAUCUUAUUGAAAAGAGUGUAGGGCUAUUAUUAGGUAUCUUAGAAGGUGAAUCAGAGGUUGGGAAGCUAUUGAUCCCUCCACUAAUGACUCGAGGUUUGACGAGUCUCUUGAUCAAUCUUCUUUCCUUCGAAAUGAGCAAGUUGGUCAAAGAAAGAAUUCCAGAAAGGUACUCCGUUCUUGAAAUGAUUCUCCGAGCUAUUGAAGCCCUUUCGGCUUCAGAUAGUCAUUCUAAAGAUAUUUGCUCUAGCAUUGAUGAUGGAGCUUCUUGGGAUGAUGCCACGAAAGAUUGCAUUAGGAGGACAGUAUUCACGGGAUUACUUCAACAGACAGGGUGAACUAAGACACAUUAGGAUGUUACGGUUUUGGCCACUGAGCAAGGUUUUAAUGGAGAAGUAUGAAUUCAGCGAGGAAGACGCUGUUGCUAUGCAAGACUUCAUCACUCCCAUUCUUGAGUUUGCGCCUGAGAAGAGACCUACAGCUGCUCAGUGCUUAACGCACCCAUGGAUGAAUCAUGUCCCUAGUCCCUAGAUUACUGAAAGCAUCAUCACCGAGUCCACAAAAACUAAAAGAAAGGGAUGAGAAUAAAAAUGAGAGGGAAGCUAUGGAGGUUGGUGUUGGGAAUAUUGACAUUGACGGCUCAGAGUUAUAAAGACAACAACAAGAGAAGGUCGUCAAUCUGCUCGUAGUGAUCAUCGUACUUAAGAUUUUGACAUUUCAUUGGCUUUUGAACCAAUUUAGAUGAGAUGAUGAUCAUAACAUAACAAAAAUAAUGGCAUACCACAUGUGAACUAGUCUUCUGCUUCACCCGACGUACAACAUAAUCACAUGUGAACUAUUUUUUCUUAAGGCCUUAACUGUUUUUAAUCUCACAAGAAAGAAACACACGAAAUUUUUUUACUUGAAUGGAGUUUCCAUUGAACCCAA
Messenger RNA from Eruca vesicaria subsp. sativa (arugula), 1558 nucleotides. The record is from the annotation of a GenBank genome assembly. Lineage: Eukaryota; Viridiplantae; Streptophyta; Magnoliopsida; Brassicales; Brassicaceae.